Molecule: messenger RNA, 2609 nt
Organism: Cephus cinctus (wheat stem sawfly)
Lineage: Eukaryota; Metazoa; Arthropoda; Insecta; Hymenoptera; Cephidae
Gene: ari-2
Product: potential E3 ubiquitin-protein ligase ariadne-2
Exons: 8
Coding region: 285-1781 (498 amino acids)
Biological process (GO): positive regulation of proteasomal ubiquitin-dependent protein catabolic process; protein polyubiquitination; ubiquitin-dependent protein catabolic process
Cellular component (GO): ubiquitin ligase complex; cytoplasm
Molecular function (GO): zinc ion binding; ubiquitin conjugating enzyme binding; ubiquitin protein ligase activity
Source: RefSeq, a predicted model, not a curated record
CUCUGGACUCGAUUAUACUUUCCAUAAACUAGUUCUCUUGGGAAACUACGAAGUGAUAAGUUUUGUUGCAUUAAUACGUAUCAAUCAAGACUAUUAUCAUCUACUUCCAGAUAGAAAUUAAAUCAUCUAUUACGACACUGUACACAUGCACUGAUACACCAAUUCAUACGACAGUAUAUGCGUAGACUGGUUACACGAGGUGGUGUUUCUAAAGCCUCUCGAUAACUGUUUUGCUCACGAGAUUGAAUAUAGAUGCUUUUUUCCUGAUAUUUAAAGUAUCAAAGAUGUCGGGGGAAGAAUAUGAUAGUGAAAUGGACUACUCCGAUUCGGACUGCGGUGACACUGGUUAUGAGGAUUACUAUAAUACUCAACAAUGGGGCAGUGAGGCUGAUAAUGAUAUAGAUCUUGAUGCUACUCGAAGAGAUCCAGAAUAUGCAGUACAUGACUGUCUUCGUGUAGAAGAAGUUGAAAGACUUUUAAAUGAAAAUGUUGAAGUAUUGAGUAAUAGUCUUCACAUUACACCAUCGCUAGCCAAAGUUCUCCUGCACGCACAUAACUGGGCACUGCAAGAUAUUGUCACAAAGUACCGAAACAAUGCCUCUAGCCUUUUGGUUAAUUCAAAAAUUAAACCAUUGCAUCCACCUGAUCCUAAUCUUGGCACAAAAGGUACACGAGGUGGACUUUGUUCAGUUUGUGUCACAAUUGUACCUGCCGAACGUUUCUCUACAUUGACCUGUGGUCAUUCAUUUUGCAAAGACUGUUGGUGCAUGCACUUUGAAGUUCAAAUCACACAGGGUAUCUCAACAGGCAUUAGUUGCAUGGCACAGGAGUGUGAAGUUUCAGCUCCAGAAGAUUUUGUUCUCUCUCUUCUUACUAAACCCAGUAUGAGAGAACGAUAUCAGGAAUUCGCCUUUCGGGAUUACGUUAAAUCACAUCCUCAGCUAAGAUUCUGCCCUGGUCCUAAUUGUCAAAUAGUAAUGCGGUCUAAAGAACAUCGCGCAAAAAGAGUUAUUUGUUCCUCGUGCAAAACAAUAUUUUGCUUCCGAUGUGGCAUGGAUUACCAUGCUCCUACUGAUUGUAGUACGAUUAAAAAAUGGUUAACCAAAUGUGCCGAUGAUUCGGAAACAGCCAAUUAUAUUAGUGCUCACACCAAAGAUUGUCCAAAAUGUCACAUUUGUAUAGAGAAAAAUGGUGGCUGCAAUCACAUGCAGUGUUACAAUUGCAAAUAUGAUUUUUGCUGGAUGUGUUUAGGCGAUUGGAAAGCUCACGGUAGUGAGUAUUACGAGUGUUCACGAUACAAGGAAAAUCCUAAUAUCGCCCACGAGAGUGUCCACGCACAGGCACGCGAAGCUCUCAAGAAGUAUCUCCACUAUUACGAAAGGUGGGAAAAUCACAGUAAGUCUUUGAAAUUAGAGCAACAGACUCUAGAAGGAAUAAAGAUGCGUAUCAAUAAAAAGGUUAUGAAUGCAAGUGGAACUUGGAUUGACUGGCAACACCUCUACGGAGCUGCUUCUUUACUGGCUCGUUGUCGUUAUACCUUACAGUAUACGUAUCCAUAUGCAUAUUACAUGGAGCCUGGACCACGGAAGGAAUUGUUCGAGUAUCAGCAAGCACAGUUGGAAGCCGAGAUUGAAAAUCUCUCAUGGAAGAUAGAACGUGCUGAGACAACAGAUCGUGGAGAUCUUGAAAAUCAAAUGGACAUAGCUGAAAAGCGACGAGUCACAUUGCUCAAGGAUUUCUUGGAGGACGCGAUGUUUAACCAUGGAAUUUUGCUUUUAUGAAGCAAGCAUCAUUGCAAAAACAAAUAAUCAAAGUUCGUAUAGAACUUUCGACAGCAGAUACCAAGUAAGAAAUAACAAGAAUGAAUGAACGACCUCCUCUGCUAGAAGAAACAACAAUUUCAUGAUAAAAUAAAAGAAAAAGCAAUUAUAAAAAGUGAUUAAUAACAUUUGCUAAGUGUUGCGAAUGUCCGAUAUCUCGAUACAUCGAGUCCAUUCGAGAAUGUUGGGCAAAAAAUACAUUUUCCUAGUCUUAUGAAAUUUUUAAUGUUUAAAUUUAGUAUAAUUACGUUAUUAUAAUGUUUUUAAAACUUCAACCAGUUAUACGGCUAAAUUAUAUCACGAUAAGUGUACUUUAUGACAUUUGUUCAGGUUUUUCCUUGAAGCACUGGAGUAUUGGUCCUUGAUCGACCCUCGUCCGCUCUUCUCAUUCAAGCCCCUAAGUAUUGUUAAUAUUAAGAAUUGUUAAAUACAAUUAGUAAUAGGAGCUCGAUAAUAGCCCAAUAAGUAAUCCGAUGCCGAUGUACGGUAACAAUCAACAUGUAAAUAAUUCUGUAAAACUAUAUAAGGGUUGUGUGAACAUUUUCUAUGGUAGUUUUAAAGUUUGUGCAACGAUAAAAUUCACGUGCAGGAUAUAGAAGCGUAAUUUAGUAUCGGAUCUGAUUUUAUUUUACCUGAUUCUUCCCUCAUCUGUUUAAUUCCUUUUUUUAAUAUUUAAAUAUUGUACUGUAGACUAGCGAUUUUAAAUAUUACGCGAUAGACUGGACCUGCGAGAAAAAUGUAAUGAACAAUGUAUCUCUGAAAUAAAUUCCGUACUGUAUAAAAUAUAAA